This is a messenger RNA of Malaya genurostris, 2006 nucleotides long. Its product is annotated as myoneurin-like. The transcript has 5 exons. NCBI's taxonomy places the organism in Eukaryota, Metazoa, Arthropoda, Insecta, Diptera, Culicidae. Gene Ontology annotation, cellular component: nucleus. Gene Ontology annotation, biological process: regulation of transcription by RNA polymerase II. The record is from RefSeq and is a predicted model, not a curated record. Gene Ontology annotation, molecular function: RNA polymerase II transcription regulatory region sequence-specific DNA binding; DNA-binding transcription factor activity, RNA polymerase II-specific. The coding region runs from base 84 to 1904 and encodes 606 amino acids.
UGAAACUGUUUCGCUGUCGAAUUAGCGAAAUCUUUUCUCCAAUCGAUUAGUUCCGUCUGUUUAAUGUCGGCUUUUGACUUACAAUGGAUUCGAAAUGCAAAUAUCGCUGCUGUGUACCCCGCUGUCCGUCGAAAUACUACCGGUACGAGGGUGGCAACGUUAAAUUCUUUCGUCUACCCAACCCUCUACGACUGCAGGAUGUACACACCAAAAGGCUGGCACAAAUGCGUUUGAAUGCUUGGAGAAAUGUUAUCACAGCGAACGUGUCUGUAAAUGCAAGGAUCUGCGGUCGACAUUUCGUGAAAGGAUCACCUGCACCUUUAACAGAUACUGCCAAUGUUGAUUGGAUACCAAAUUUGUCUCUGACUAACGACAGGAUUAAUGGAUAUUGUUUAUCGUGGAUGGUCGGAUUACUCGAGAAAGACGAAAUUUCAAAUUCCAAUCAGGCUCUAGAAGACAAUUCAGCGAACGUUAGAAAAUAUACCGAGACAGAAGAAGAUGACAAAACUCUCGAAGAUGCGAACCGUGGUUGUGACAAUGAAUCGCCUUUACUCUGCUCGGAAAACUUCAAUGAUCCUGUCGACAGUAUGGAAUGGGCCCAUGACUCUAACCAUAGUAGCGAAUCACCUGAGUCUUUGGUUGAGAUUAAACAGGAAAUUGAAAUCGAUGUCGAGGAUAUUGAAAUGUCCAACGAAGAAGAAGAUAUGGAAGAUCCCAUUGCCUGUGAUCGAGUUGAUGCAAGCGACAGUCGCAUUGAAGCGGCAAACGAUGGGGAAGAUUCUAAAGAUUCAGAAGAGACCCUAUCAGCCGAUGAAACAGCUCAACAUAUUUCCGAUCACGCAUACUAUCAGAAGAAGAGCGAAGCAAUUCCCAGUGUGGUGAAACGCCAAAAAGUAGAAAAAACGGUGCGACCGCAAAAUGUUCUAGGAUUACUACGAACGCAAAAGUCGCUACAUCUCUGUCUGGAAUGUGGUGAACGAUUUAAGUCGAUGUUUACAUAUCUAAAACAUCUCAAAACACAUACGCGUUUUAGGGAGAAUCACUUGAGCUGCCAAUACUGCGCGCAAAAGUUUCCCCUCGAUCGUGAUCUCCACAAUCACCUAAUGUGCCAUACCAAACUGGAAGCAUUCACGUGUUGUGUCUGUCAGAUUAAAGUGUACUCUGCUGGCCAAUACUUCAAUCACUUAGACAUACAUCGUCUACCGAAUGUCUACUAUAAAUGCAAUAUUUGUACGUUGAGAUUCUCCAGCUGCAAGCAACUCGAUUCCCACAUGCUCAUCGAUCAUCCACGGCAGAAGUUGAUAGAAAAGAGUUUCGCUCGAACCGUGUACAUUUGUUUUCUCUGUGGUUGGGUCGAGCGAUCGUGGGAUUUCCUAACGCUCCAUAUGCGCACACAUCCGGGACCAUUCCAGUGUCGACACUGUCCGAGCAAACUGGAGACCAGCGGAAGAUUUGCCCGCCACAUAUCCACGAUUCACAACGAUCGCGGAGAGCUAACCUACUACCAGUGUUCGAAUGGAUCCUGCAAGCAAGAAUUUGUUUCGGCGAUGCAACUGCAAACUCACGAGGACUUCUGUUUGCCGAAGGGCGGCGAGUACAAGUGUGAAAUCUGUUCACAGAAUUAUCGCGAACUGGAUCACUUGGCUAGUCACAUCCGACUGCACGAGAUUCUGUCCAACGAGACAGGGAACCGGUGUUGUCCUGAAUGUGGUUCGAAGCCCAUCAAUCCGGCUGCCUACGCACAGCACCUGGUAGAAAAACAUGGCUACCGUGAUACGGUCGCCGCUGUGGAGAAAUAUUACCUAAAGGCAUCGAACAUGCUGCAACUACCGUACGGAGCCGUAGCAGCAGCUAGUGGUAAAGUGGCUAGUGCUAAAGCGGCUUCCAAAAAGAGCACGAGCUGAAGGGUAACGAAACGUGAAUUUCGGUUAGCUACCGAUGUUUCUAGCUUUGUGUAAAUACUGUUCAAAGUAAGAUAAUCUUAUUGUACAAUACGGAAAAGUCGA